This is a messenger RNA of Alternaria rosae, 982 nucleotides long. Its product is annotated as GAF domain-like protein. The record is from RefSeq and is a predicted model, not a curated record. Lineage: Eukaryota; Fungi; Ascomycota; Dothideomycetes; Pleosporales; Pleosporaceae. Gene Ontology annotation, cellular component: cytosol. Gene Ontology annotation, molecular function: L-methionine (R)-S-oxide reductase activity; protein binding. The coding region runs from base 241 to 768 and encodes 175 amino acids. The transcript is spliced from 5 exons.
CCAGAACAGUAAACAAUCAUGUAAUGACAUUUCCCUUACCCACACAUUUGACAGUAUCCCAAGUACAAAUAGACAUCACCGUAGAUUAUCAACCCAGUAGUAAUCUUCGUCGUGGGUUAACUAUUGCUGCUGCCCGGCAAGUUUCGGCGACUGCAUUUCCGUUCUGUGCACAAAAACAACUUUGGAAUAAGCAGCCAGGAAGAAAUUCCGACUCCAAGAAAUAUCAAAAGCUCAACAACCAUGGUGCACGCCGACGCGUCAGAUUUUGCCGAUGGAAUGAGUAAGAAGGAGGUCUAUGAACAAGUGCUUGAACAAGCGAGGUCACUGUUUGAUGGGCAAAGAAAUUGGGUCUGCAACUUCUCCAACACAGCAUCCCUCCUCUGGCACGCCUACCACUCGCUCCCCUCGCCCUCCUCCUCCGUCAACUGGGCAGGUUUCUACUUCACUUCACCAACAAACUCCUCUCAACUCCUGCUCGGCCCUUUCCAGGGCCAAGUAGCAUGCCAAACUAUCAACUUCGGGCGCGGUGUAUGCGGGACUGCGGCGAAAGAAGCAAAGACGCAGUUGGUGCAGGAUGUGGAAAAGUUCCCGGGACAUAUUGCGUGUGAUGGGAGGAGUAGGAGUGAGAUUGUUGUUCCGGUUGUUCAGGGUGGGAAGGUUGUGGCGAUUAUUGAUAUAGAUUGUGCGGAACUGGGUGGGUUUAAUGCGGAGGAUCAGGCGGCUUUGGAGGAGUUGGCAGAGUUGUUGGCGCAGUCGUGCGAUUUUUGAGGUAUGGGUAUGGGUAUGAUACGGGAGAGUUGUCAAGAUAGGGUAGAAAGAGAUAAGACGGGCACAGUAGAGGGAUUGGUAUAAUCGUAUAUUACCGCAUAUCGGAACUGUAAUUGCACUAAACGCGUUGAAGUAGAUACAACGAGUUCGAGGACGCGACUUGGUGGAACAUGGACGUGGAGGCGAUUUUUGAAGAUUCGCUCUUUGAAUUGAG